UAAUCGUUUCGUACUAUCCGUUUGAAUGUUUGAAUUAGUUGCUGUUCUUAGUUGCUGUUCGUUUGAUGGAUUCGUGUAUUUUCCUAAAACAUUUGCUUAAUUUCUUGUGAAUUUGAAUGCAAGUAGCUAAUCUGAUCGAUUCCGUUGUUUGUUGAGCUUCUGGUAGAUCGUAGAUUUGAUUGAAUUUUGAGCUCCAUUCCGAGUAUUUUCCAGGAAAUUUUGCUUUUUCUCUGCAGUCGAUUUUUUUUUUGGCUUGCUGAGCCUAAUGUUGAGCUUCUGGUAGGUUGUAGAUUCGCUUGAAUUUUGAACUCCAUUCUGUUCAUCUUGUAGCUUGCUGUUCGAAAUUACUCCGUUAAUCUCUAAAUUCAUGUUUUCUAAUGUGCUAUUGUUCCUAUUUGCUAACCUUUUUUUUAUUCAAAUUUAGGCGAGAGUUAUGUUUUGGCUAGUUCCUUUGGUUAUCGUUUCGAUUUGACCCCUUACUUAUCAUCUGAUUAAUUGUUGCUGUUUAAGAUCAUACUUUGUUCUGUCACUGGAUUCUCCUAAUGAAAAAGGUUCACAGCAGUCAACAGUGUGUACACUAAUUUGAGGUGUAUUAUGUUUAGCUUUGCUCUGUGAUAUACUGAUCAUUACAAUGUUUCGUAGAUUGAAGCUCAUAGUUUUCUCAGGCCUCUUUAAAUUUGUAUUAUAAGAGUGUCAAUUUGGUGGAUGGAAAAUACGUAAUGUGGAAAAGGACUGAAAUCCUUCUUCCUGAUUUGGAAUACGCAGCGAGUCGUUGACAGUUAGUGUAAUUUGCAGAGAUUAUAUUAAAAUCUACAAGUCUGAGACUAUGGCAAAAUCAGAUUCAGCAGAAGAAGUUCCGGCAUUCCCUCCACCGCCAGUGGAGCAGGGAAUGCGAUAUACCGUUGAUGUGGAUAUCCCGAUGGAAAAUGAUAUAUUGUCCGUACAAUUUCUUCACCAUCUGCGUCAAGUGCUUGAACAACAAUUUGGAGAAAAUCUAGCAAUAAAUUUGAGAAACAAGCAACGAAUUCUUCAUGCGCCCCCGGGGCUUCCCAAUAAUGGCCUCCCCCCGGCGCCUCCCAAUAAUGGGCCCCCCCCAAGCCACAAUCCAGGGCAAGAUCCCCAUAACAACAACAUCAAUGAAAGCAAUUACAACAGCAAGGAGGAAAGUGCUAGACUGAAGCAGCAAGAAAGGGCUACACUGAAGAGGAAGAAGAGGAAGCAGCGUGAAGCCUACUCCAAACACCGAGCGUGGAAACAGGCCCUUUCUUUGAGAACAUGGCAGUCAAAUUACAUGCACUUGCUAUGAGUUGCAUUCUGGUAAAGAAAGUUGCAAUGAUGUCUCAUAGCCACUUUCUUGCUGCAGCUGAG
Malus domestica (apple) is the source of this 1368-nucleotide messenger RNA. Lineage: Eukaryota; Viridiplantae; Streptophyta; Magnoliopsida; Rosales; Rosaceae. The record is from RefSeq and is a predicted model, not a curated record.